Molecule: messenger RNA, 2778 nt
Organism: Zootermopsis nevadensis
Lineage: Eukaryota; Metazoa; Arthropoda; Insecta; Blattodea; Termopsidae
Source: RefSeq, a predicted model, not a curated record
GAAAUAAUGGACAGUUCAAUAAAUAUAUGUGAUUGUAUAAGUAUCUGAACGGUUAUAAUUCUUUAUUAUGAAAUAAAAUAUUAUUCUUUAUAGUGUUUACUGCUCAUCGCUUUUGUAAACACGUGUUGCAGGAAGAAAUGUAUAUUGAGAUUAUGUGCUGUUUUGUAUUCUACCUUGGGUCUGUAAGUCUAGUUUUAUAAUAAAAAUAUUGUUGGGUGUUGUUCUUUCUACAUUUACUUACUUUCAGAACCCCAAACCCUAUGGAGUUGAAUGCUACCAUAGUGGAGUGAAGAUGAAAAUAUUUAUUUCAGAAGUUUCAGCAACGGCUGUUGGAUGAUCUCAGUCAGAACUAUCUGCAUUCUUGGAUCAGCCAAGGAAGACCAGGCCUGCAAGAUCUUCUGAUUUGAACUCCUAGGUUAUCUUUGGGGCACAUGAAGGAGCUAAUCUAUGGGCAUUGAACCAAUGACAGACAUUCACUCCUCUUCAAAGAAUUUUGGAUGCUACAAGUGACAUUUGAACCAAACUGCGCAUUCUUGAAGAAGUUCCAACUUUAAUAAUGGAUUCUGCUCAAUCACAGCAUGUUGACUCUGAGGAAUUGCUUUUCCACAUUCUUGAUGGUGUCAUAGGCGCGUGCCACCAACGUCGAGAAACGGAAAGAAAAAAUGUCGAAAAGGGCCUCCAAAGGAUUAAAAAAUUCUGCAGAAACACUACAGAAGGAAGACGUAGUUCAAGCUGUUGUGAUUGUCGACAGCUUCAAGGGAGGAUUUCAUCCGAUUACAUAUUUUAUACCAGCAGCUCUGGUACCUGUAGUAAACACACCACUGCUUGAUUAUACACUGGAAUGGUUGGCAUUGUCUUCAGUUCAAGAAGUAAUUCUUUUCUGCAGCUCACAUGCAGAUCUUAUCAAAGAGCAUAUUAGGAAGAGCAAGUGGAAUGAACUGGCCUCUGCCAUGGUAAUAACAGUGAUGGUAUCUGAGACCUGUCGCUCACUUGGUGAUGCUAUGCGGGACUUGGAUGCAAAGGCUGUUAUAAGGAGUGACUUCAUUCUAGUAUUUGGUGACAUGGUUGGAAAUGUAAACUUACUACCCAUUCUGGAACAUCACAGGAAGUUGCAGAAACAGGACAAGGGUGUAGUAAUGACAAUGGUAUACAAGGAGGCUGGACAUGGUUAUUGUUCACGUUCUGUUGAUGAUAAAGCGGUUCUCACAGUGGACUCAUCUACAGGCAGGGUGUUGCUCCAUAACAAGAUGAAAGUUGGAACUAAACGGAUAAAUAUUCCAUUGGAAACGUAUAGUGACUGCCCUCAAGUAGAACUGCGAUAUGAUCUGCAAGACACCCACGUGGCUGUAUGCUCUCCUGCUGUACCACCGCUAUUUUCUGACAACUUUGAUUUUCAAACAAGAGAUGAUUUUGUUCGUGGGCUGUUAAUGAAUGAGGAAAUUCUUGGAAGUACCAUUUAUUGGUACAAAUUGGAUGAGGCCCAGUAUGCUGCCCAUGUUUCAAACUGGCAAAUGUACCAGUCUGUCAGCCAUGAUAUUAUCUAUCGUUGGGUGUAUCCAUUUGUUCCUGAUUCACCAUUUAUCCAGGAUGUGGAACCUUAUGUGUUUCUUCGGCACAAUGUUUAUAAGCAGAAGUCUGUCAGACUUGGAAAGGGUUGUUUGUUGGAGGAAGACAUCGUCAUUGGCGAGAAUACCAGCGUUGGGGAGAACACCCAUAUUAGUCAUUCUGUGGUUGGCAAAUACUGUCAUAUAGGCAAGAAUGUGACCAUAUAUAAGUCUUAUAUAUGGGAUAAUGUUGUUAUUGGGGAUAACUGUCAUAUCAGCUGUGCUGUUGUUGGACAUGAUUCAAAACUGGGCACAGGUGUAAGACUUUGUAAAGGGUCUGUUCUAAGCCCAGGUGUCGUGCUGCCUUCUGACAUCCAUCUAGAUGCAAACAUUGUUGUUUGUGGUCCUUUACAUAGAAAACAGAGUCUUGAUCAUGAUGUUUAUAAACAAGAGAAAUUAGCAGAGAAAGCAUAUCGCUUGCUUUUAGAUGAGACAGAAUAUGACUCUGAAGACAGUGGACAGGCUCAGAAAUUGUGUGGUCUUUGGUUAGGGACAAGUGGAGGAGACAGUGAGAGUGAGAGUGAAGAAGAGCUUUCAGCUAGUAAUGAGACGUCUGACCGUGCAUCACCUGUCCCUGAUGAUACAUACUUAUUCUUCAGUGAAGUGAUGGAUUCACUGACACGAGGUUAUGAUGACAAGCUUCACCCUGACAACCUGAUCUUGGAGAUCAACUCUUCACGAUAUGCAUAUAACGUGAGUGUAAGGGAGGUGAACUACUUUGUGGUGAAAGCACUGCUCAGCCUUCCGAUCCAGGCUCGCUCGGCUGACUCGGCACCAAAAUAUUUAAAAGAAUUCAACAAAAUGCUUCAAGACUUCCUCCCUAUUCUCCAAAACUAUGUACGCAACUCAGAUGCUCAGCAUGACUGCCUACAGGCCCUUGAGGAUAUGGCAUCAUCAACGGACACACUGCAUGAUGGCUUAAGCAAAUUGCUUCAUCUGUUAUAUGAGAAAGACAUUCUGGCAGAGGACAUCAUCAUGAAGUGGUAUAACAGUGGCGAUGAAAAUUCAACAUCUACAGCUCUCCGCAAACAGGUGGCUCCAUUCAUACAGUGGCUGAAAGAAGCUGAUGAAGAGUCUGAUGAAUCAGACAGUGACUGAAUUCUCAUUAAAAAUUAAUGAAAAUUUGUUGUUAUUGUUCUUGCUGUCACACGUUAAUAAACCUGACAUUUUUAAA